Paraglomus occultum is the source of this 859-nucleotide messenger RNA. The record is from the annotation of a GenBank genome assembly. Lineage: Eukaryota; Fungi; Glomeromycota; Glomeromycetes; Paraglomerales; Paraglomeraceae.
AUUGAAUGAUCUAAAGCCGAUGGCGAAAGGGGGGUUUGGAAGUAUAUAUGUGGCUACAUGGAUAGACGGACCUAGAUGGACUGUGAAAGAAGGGAAGUUGGUUAGAGAUGGAAAAACUGAAGUUGUAAUAAAAGUUCUAGACAAGCUGGAAUGCGGCUCUGUGAAAUUCUUUGAAGAAUUGAAAGUGUGUCUCCAAUGUAGUGUGAGCGGAUCCGUACUUCGGUGCUAUGGUAUCACUCGCGUUCCAUCUUUUGAGAAAUUUGCAAUGGUAAUGGCAUACUGCAGCGAUGGGGAUUUACAUCAAACUCUUCGUCGAUCAUUCUCCACUAUCACAUGGGCUUUCUGUCGAAAGACACUCUGGCAAAUUGCAUAUGGCCUGGAGGAGGUUCACAAGCAUAAUCUAGUGCAUGGUGACUUUCAUUCCGGUAAUAUAUUCAUCGUGGCUGAAGGAGCCAUAAUUGGCGAUCUUGGAUUAUGUCGCCUAGUCGACGAUGUAUCGUCGGAGAGACAACGUGGGUCCUCCUUUGGUGUAUUGCCUUAUGUUGCUCCCGAAAAUUUGAGGGGAAAACCGUACACUCAUAAAUCAGAUGUCUACAGUUUUGGGAUGAUUAUGUGGGAACUUACUACGGCGUCUACUCUUUUUGAGUGGCACUUUGAGAAAAAGAAUCAUCAGGAGUUCAAUACUGCCCAGGCAUUAAGAUUACAAAUGAAACGCCGGAAUGUUGAGGCGGAAUUGCAUUCGCAGGCCGUUUAUACGAGUCGAUUACUUGACUUUCCUGAGGUGAAGGCAGUCCGCGCGAAAGAAGAAACAGGAGAUGAAUCUGAUUACAAAUCGCGCCAACUAGAACUUGCAAUAUAA